AAUUUCUGCCCAAAUGAGCUUAGGGAAAUUCGCAAAUGGUACUUACUAAUUUACUAGUAUUUAUUACAAGCCGGGAGGUUAAUCGGGCUUCGCCCGAGAUUAAACGGAGUCGGGUCGCCCGGUCAUUAUUCCGGCGGCGGUUCUGGAAACGGAACGAGCCCAAAAAGUCCAAAACCGCCGCCGCACGAGCACGCAGGAAAACAAACGAAUUCACGCGCGGAGACAAAACAACCGGAGAUCCGACCAACCUCCUCGCCUCCUUCCUUUGACCUUCGACGCAGUCGCCAGCGCGACCGUCUCUUCGGAGAAUCCGCCGUCCUCCUCCUCCUCCUCCUCCUCCUCCUCGAUUGACGCCGGAGAGAGACUCGAAGGCGAUGGGGCUCUUCGCGCUGGCCGUCGCCGGCGGCGGAUUCAUCUCCAUCGGCGCCCUCGAGGCCCUGGCCGCGUCGGGUUCGCUCGCGGACCGGGCCGGCGGCGGCCCCAGCCCCAGCCCGCCCUCGCCCCUCGGCCCGAUCGCCCCCUCCGCUGCGCGAUCGCCGCCCCGGCCGGGGGCGAAGGCGGGGUCGGCGUCCCUGAUCUCGCUCGUCUCGGUCUCCGUCCUCUCGCUCCUGUUCGUGGCCAACUCCCUGAUCUCGCUGGCCGACGCGGCGGGGUCCCGCGACCGCCUCGGCUCGGUUCUCCAGCUGCAGGUCGUGGCGGUGGCGGCGCUGUUCUUGCUGUACGCGGUCGCCGGGAUUGUAGUCACUCUGACGAGCUCGUUUCCUUUGAGCGCUUCGCUGGUCAACGUGAUCGCUCUGUUCGCUUUCGUGGAGGAGUUGGCGUACUACCUCCAGAGGAAGGACACGAGCGGGAUCGAGAACAGGUACUUCGAUCUCAUGCUCGUGCCCAUCGCGGUAUGCACGUUCUCCACGGUUCUGGGGUUGAAAUCCCCGAAAUCGGAGUUCCCGAGAUUGGCCCGCGCUGUCGGUUUGGUGCUUCAGGGAACGUGGUUUCUGCAAAUGGGGUUUUCCUUUUACACUGGCUUGGUUGCUCACGGGUGUUGGUUGCAUGAGAAGAGUAGAGGGAAUUACACAGUUAAGUGCAAGGGGCAUGCUGAGUAUCAUAGGGCUAGAGCAAUCGCGACGCUGCAGUUUAAUUGCCAUCUUGCCCUGCUUGUGACGGUAGGGGUCGGGAUUUAUUCCCUGAUUGCGCAGAGGAAUGGGAUUAGGAAUGGGAUUCGAGGGGAUUUCGCGAAGUACAGGCCCUUAGGGGAAGAAGUUCAGAGUUUGGGCAAUCAUGAGCAGUUUACUCUGGACUCUGAUGAAGAUGUUGAUGAUGGGAACAGGGAAGAGGAGAAUGUGGUAAAGCCGAAGGGUGCUGUGAUAGAGUUGGGUGCUAAUGGAUAUGGUUCCCAUCAUUGAGUUGAGGGAGAGAGGAUGAAAUUUCUUCCCUGAGAAGGCUGACUUCAUGUUAUCAAUUUUUCAAGUGCUUAGAGUAGAUGGACCCGAAUUUCACUGUACAAAGUGAACUGAGUUAGCUUUUAUGUUGGUUUUCCAUUCUGUGCAAAAAAUUUCAGUUGCUAUAGUUUUCUGCUGCAAUUGUUGGGCUAAUUUUUCUUAUGUUCAUAAUAUGUAUUGAAUUUCUGUCUCUGUUCGGGUCAGGUCAGGAACCCUCUGCUGAAAUGGGGGAAGCAUAUAAUAAGAUUCAAACUUUUGAGUGUGGUUCACACUGACA
Eucalyptus grandis is the source of this 1713-nucleotide messenger RNA. RefSeq lists its product as uncharacterized. Lineage: Eukaryota; Viridiplantae; Streptophyta; Magnoliopsida; Myrtales; Myrtaceae. The record is from RefSeq and is a predicted model, not a curated record.